Miscanthus lutarioriparius is the source of this 1293-nucleotide messenger RNA. Lineage: Eukaryota; Viridiplantae; Streptophyta; Magnoliopsida; Poales; Poaceae. The record is from the annotation of a GenBank genome assembly.
AUGCCGCCGCCGGCCGAACCUCACAUCCCCUCCGUCGCCGCCGGCCUGUCCGCGCAAGAGGCCGCCGAUGCCGACAAAGACUACCUCUACUUCCUCCGCCACGUCCGCCUCGACGGCGACGCCUACACGGUCGUGAUCCCGUCCAAGGACGGCGCCUCCUCCCCUCCCCAGAUCAUCAGGUACGAGCAACCCGUCCCUGAUCACAAUGCCGGGACCCCCGUCGCGGGCUCUGAAUGCGGGGGGCAAAGGGUCCCUCCCUCGUCGGAGGAGAGCCCUUGGGCCACGAGUGAGGCCCCGCGCGGCGUGAAGCGCAAGGCUCCAGAGGCGAGCCCCGGCGGCGAGGUCCGCAGCGGUGCUGUCCCCAUGGAAGAGGACACGCCGACGCCGGUGGCGGAAUGCGCGUGGGACACGCAACCCGACAUGGACGAAGACUACCUCUUAUUCCUCCGGCAUGCUCGCGAGGUGGAAGGCAAAUUGGUGUUCAAGACGGGGAACUGUUCAAUAACUAUCGGGGAGGACGACGACACCGAUGAGGAGGAGGAGGAGGAGGAGGAGGGGGAAGAGGAAGAGGAUGAUGAAGUGGACAAUCCUGCGUCUGGGCAGUCGGGGGAGGACGGUAUUGGUACGGAGGAAAAGGAUGAUGAGGAGGAGGCCAUCCCUGCGUCAGUCACAGAGGAUGGGGUUGACUCGGAUUCGCCGAUUCUGAAGGUGAAGGAGGAAGAGGCGAGCAAAGAGGAUGAUGUUGAUGUGGGGCCUGGAUCAGAUAUUCAGAUUGUUAACAAACCGGUGUAUUAUGAGACGAAGAAGGUGGAAGAAGGAGGAGAGAAGCCGUUGAAUGCUCUAGUCAGGGGAACAACAGAUUUGGAUCCUUUGGGCAAGAAGGAAGCAAGCUCAAGCAAGGAACAUCUGUCCAUGCCUCUCAAUGCUUCGGAAUUACAAGGCGUUAUAUGGCCCCCACAUAUCAAUGAGAGGCCAAAUUCAGUUUUUAAAGAAAAGUUGAUUGAGUUUCUCGACAAACCAUUUACACAGGAAGAGUAUGAUAAGUAUUUUGCCCUGGCUACUGAUCGCAGUCCACUGCUCAAAGAACGAAGAACCCGUAAUAAGGUGGCAUACUACGCCUGGACACAUGAGAUGAACAAGUCAUACUUUGAUAGGUACCCAGGCUUGUUUAACUUGCCUUUUGACCUGUAUCUUUCUCCUGGUGGUGUGUCAGCCUUCUUUUUGGUUCUGGAUUUAGUUGUUCUAAGUUCUAAGUCAGGAGAUUUGUCAGAUGGUGUUUGUGAUCAGAGGUAG